ACUACUCGUGACGUUUCCACAUCAAGGUUAUUUUUGAUCAAUCCAGAUGUGCGCGUGGGAAAUGUGUACACGCGCGCAUGCAUCAGGCCCAACAGUGGAGCUAUACCGUGCAAUUAACGACGCAUGCAUGCGGGAAGACACGCGUUUGAAGUAGCUAAGAAUCGCCCUCGUCCUGUAUCGCCGCUGUGCCGGACAUGUGGCGCACUGGCUGAGCUUUGCUGCGCUGUUGCUUCUCGCUCGAUGAAUGAAGGCGCGUCACUGCGCUGCUUCAUCAACAUGGCGGUCAGCGCGCAGCUCUCUCUCCGCGCGCCGCGCACGGACGCCUGAGCAGCCGCACUUUCACCCGCGAGCAUGUGCGGACCGACGUGUGUUUGCGUACGGCUCGGUUCUGCUGUCGGCAUGAUCACCGACAACCGCUAAAAUCACAGCUUUUGAUGAUCUGGCCUCGGAUGAGGGCCGUCACGGGAACCUCGGGCUGGAUUUGAGAAGCGGCGCAUAAACAGGUUGUGCAGGGUGUACAAUGUUUGGUUGUGUGCCAGAGGAGGACGAGGCUGAGCUCUCUGUCUAGUGUGGCUGAGAGCACAGUGCCGUGAUGCUGUGCUGUGGCCGAGCCCUGGACUCUCCCUGUACUCUAGCUCUGCUGAUAGGCUUCCAGUUUGCAUUUGUACUCUAUUUCUCCUUGGGAGGCUUCCGUGGCCUUGUCUCUGUGCUGGUGCACUCCUCGGAACCUGAAUUUGACUACUCUCGGCCGCAUGACGUCUACACCAACCUCAGCCAGCUCGGUGCCCUGCUGCCCCCUCACCCCAGCAGACCUGAGCAGCAGCUCAGGGGCUGCUUGCUACCAUCACCACUGCUUGUGGGUCCUGUGUCGGUGCACCUGUCCUCCCCCUUAUCCCUGGAGGAAAUAAAAGAGAAGAACCCUCUGGUGACACCAGGAGGCCAUUACCGUCCUCCAGACUGUGAACCUAGGCACCACACUGCUAUCGUGGUCCCCUACCGGAACCGGCAGAGCCACCUGCGAGCACUCCUCUACCAUCUGCACCCCUUCCUGCAGAGACAGCAGAUACACUAUGGCAUCUACAUUGUACACCAGUCAGGAAACUCAACAUUUAACCGCGCAAAACUACUGAACGUGGGUGUUCGGGAAGCUCUGAAGGAGGAGGAUUGGGGUUGUAUCUUCCUCCAUGAUGUGGACCUGCUUCCAGAAAAUGACCACAACAUCUACACUUGCCACCCACAGUACCCCACGCACCUCUCUGUGGCUAUGGACAAGUUCAGAUACAGACUUCCAUACCCUCAAUAUUUUGGUGGAGUCUCUGCGAUCACUCCAGACCAGUAUCUCAAGAUGAAUGGCUUCCCAAAUCAGUACUGGGGCUGGGGAGGAGAGGAUGAUGACAUUGCUGCACGAGUCCGUCUAUCUGGGAUGAAGAUAGUGCGCCCUCCUGUGGCUGUCGGCCAUUAUAAGAUGAUUAAGCAUAAGGGGGACAGGGGGAAUGAGCAGAACCCCAGAAGGUUUGACUUGUUGAAGCACACCAGAUUAAACUGGAGAUCAGACGGACUCAACUCGCUCACUUAUGAGCUCCUGUCCAAAGCUUUAGAGCCACUGUACACCAAUCUGAGCGUCAACAUUGGGGAGGAUCCUCAACCUCCUCCUAAAAAGCCUGCACUCCCAAAAAAUGCUUCUUAUCCUGCUGCGAGACCCAACAACAGAGACAGAGACAAGGGAACACUGGAAAAGCAGUCCACUCAAUCUGUCAAAUUAGAGGAGGGUCACCUAAAAGUAACCAACAGGAGUUUAGACGUUGGUCAGAAAGCUGCCAUGAAACAGUGAAUUAUUUGAUGACAUUGACAUAGUCCAUAAAGCAGUUGGCAUGACCAAUGAAUUUUGUACUGUGCCAGUUUGCUUUGUUUCCUCUUUAAUAUCAUUAAGUUUUGCACUGAGGUGAGCUUGCAGGUAAGUUGCAGUUAUUGCACUGAAUGUCUACACUGGCAUGGUGUCAUUUGCACAGACCUCUGCUGUCCCUUUUCCUGACGAUCUCCUUGCCACGGAACUCAUUCGAGUGUGAUCUGAGCUAAGCAUUAAUGAAAAUGAUGUGCUCACAUGUAAUUGUGCUGUAGAGACAUUUGCACCAGAGCUAGUCCUGUGUGCUUAUCCAGCCAGCCUGUGGGUCAUGUCUCUUUGUGCCUUUUCUCACUCUAAAAUCAGUUUUUGGUUACAUAUGUUCUUAAUCUCAAAGACAAGUAUAUUAAUGCACUCUUGUGUAUCAGAGUAGUAGGCUACUUAAUGCUUUCAAUACCGGCUGCUCUUAUUUCUCAUCACCAUGCAGCUUUGUGAGCUUGUGCUUGAGCAGACUCUUAUCACUGUGUUCUAUUUUUGGUCUUGCUAUGGAAGUGUGCCGCUCAUUGUGUUUGCACAGGUUUGUGUUUUUACAUUUUUAGUUUUAAAUUAAUCUAAAAGUACUUUUCUUAGGGGGUCAAAAAAAAAACAACUUAUGUUCAAGUAUAAUCAGGAAUAUCCAUUUUUUGUCAAAUGACUUUUUGGUUAGACAAUCAUAAGUAUAAGCUAAAUAGCUGACAAAUCAACCAUUUCAGCUUUUUUAUGUAUUUAUUUUAGCAUUAUAACAUAUAAUAGUGAGUUAGAUAUUUUAUAAUAGAUUUGUUAAAGUGAUAGAGUUAUAGUUUGGUACACUAUUUAAUUGCGGGUCUCAAGGAAAGUCUUGCCGCAUUUAAUUAAUUAUCGUUGCAAUAGCAGAAAUUUGCCAUGUGCAAAAAUGACACAUUUCUAAUUUUUAAAAAAAUUCUCCCUGGUACUAAACACACUAAUGAGGAUGGAUUUUCAAAUAUUAAACUGUGUAAUCUAUUUCUGUUGUGAACCUUAACACUGCUGUGAAAUGGUCGGUGUUUUAGAUGUGCUGUCUUCUCACAGAGGGUAAUGUAUAUAGCACAUUUUAAGUUUUUUUUUUAAUAAUUGUAUCUGGCAAUAUCAGAAAAGUGAUUAUUUGAAUGUACUCUAUUCCAACUAUGUUGGUAAUGAUCUCCCUCUCCCUCUCUCUCUCCAUGCUCCACCCCCUCCUCAAUUUGAAGCUACCAGUCUUUUACUUAAAUACACCGAACAGCGAUAAAAUUAAAACCCAAAACAUUAAGCCCAGCAUUGUGUAGGUUCACCUACCUGGCCCCUCAGGGUAUGAUUUCCCAAGACCUCUGGGUGCGCUGUGUAGUCUGGCACCAUGAUGUUACCGACAGAUCCUUUGGGCACUGUGGGUUUUUAUGGGCACUCCAUGGAUUAGGCUUAUUUGUCUGGUGCAUUCCAUGGAUUGUUGUUCGGAAUUAGAUCUGGGUAAUCUUUGCCUGCUGGGUAAUCUUAGCCUGCUAAGCCCCAUACAUGGCAGGCUGUGAUUCAGUGGGUGUUCUGAUACAUUUCUAUCUUGGCCACCAUUUUUUUUUUUUCAGCUAUUCAUGCUUUUCUGUGGGAUCAGACAAGACAGGCUAGACUUUGCUCCACACAUGCAUAAAUAAGCCUUGGAUGGCCAUGACCCUGUCACCAGUUUACAGGUAUAUCAUUAAUAACCAAUGUUAUUCAGUUCACCUGUGAGCAUUGUAGCUGAUCUUUGUAUAAAGUAAUGUAAGAAAGACCUGCAUAUAGACCUUAAACAAUGAGUUAACAUACCUAUUUUUUUUUUUUAUUAUUAAAGUACAGGCAAUUAGGUACUUUAACUUUACAGUAUAGGAAAUUAGAUAUACCUGUGAUGAACCUAAUAUUAAUUUAUUUAUCAGCACAGUCUAUUAAGUGACUUAAACAGAAUUACCUAUAGUCUCUUUAUCUUUAUGUGUAUGAAUAGGUACACACAUCUUACCUUAUUAGCAUGUGUCCCAAAAACCUCUUUCUUUAUACCAUAUUUGCAAGACACUAAUAUAUUUAUUUAAUACAGUAGUUUUGUACGAGAUGUUUAGUAAUAGAUAUUGCAGUAUACAGUAUAAUAACUAAGAGCAUCAUGGUCUCACAACAAAUUUCCCAGUUCUUUAAAGUUGUGACUUUUUUUUUAUUAUUAUUAAAUCACAUAUCUGUACGAGUCCAUAUCAUCUAGAGCAAUCUGUUCUAUUCUGUAGGCAAUUUCACAAAAGGAACCUUAAUAAUAGAGUAUCAAAAUGUCCAGAAGCAUUUCACUUGUCACAGCUCCUAAAGAUUUAAUCUCAGUAUAUAUCAGUGCAGCUCGAGGAUAGAGACGCUGCACAUUGUAAUAAUUUAAAGUAUGAUCUUGAUUGUACUAUAAUCAGCAGACUGCUGGUUUGAAGCUUUGACAAGGACCCUUGAGUACUGCUACUGGUGACAUCUCCACAUUCCCAUGGAUUAUUAUAGCUGCUGGUAGCAUUACAUCAUUUGCUUCUGGGCAUUACAGCGAUUUACCGAUGACUAGUGACAUUAGUUGAUGUUCUGUUCCUGAAGGAUUACAGGUGUGCUAAUGCUUUAUGUAAUACAUUUCCAUUCAUCAUAUAAAUUAUAUAGCUAAAUAAAUUACGUUGGCAGAUUAAAUGGAAUACUUGCUAUUUUUAUGACAAUGUCGAACGUUAAACAUCCAAUUUGUUUUGGUUUUAUGUCUCAAAUUUAUUUACAUUUUUUUUCACCUUACUUUUUAUGUUUGCUUGUUACUUCCAUUUAUGAUUUAUGGUAACUAUUUCUCAACAGUUGGAUAUCACAUCUGUUUGUUGCAGAUCUUGUGAUGGUUUUCUGAUCCUGUUCACUUCUCACCCAACUGCUCACUUCUUCAUCACAAAAAGCAUGCAGGAUGCUUAUAUUAAAGACCGGAGUAUGUAUACAGGUGCAUCUCAUUAAAUCAGAAUAUCAUCUAAAAA
Molecule: messenger RNA, 4851 nt
Organism: Clarias gariepinus (North African catfish)
Lineage: Eukaryota; Metazoa; Chordata; Actinopteri; Siluriformes; Clariidae
Gene: b4galt3
Product: UDP-Gal:betaGlcNAc beta 1,4- galactosyltransferase, polypeptide 3
Exons: 8
Coding region: 593-1831 (412 amino acids)
Biological process (GO): galactosylceramide biosynthetic process; carbohydrate metabolic process
Molecular function (GO): glycosyltransferase activity
Source: RefSeq, a predicted model, not a curated record